ACUCCGGGCUGUUUCACUUCUUAUCGCGUUGCCGGCGUCUGUUUGGACGUUUUGUGGUACAGCCGACGUGAAAAAAAAGGAGCAUUCACACCGUUCCUUGUGAUCACUUCCUCAAUAAAAAAGAAACCGUAAGGAACGCGAAGUUUGAAAUUUGUUUGGCGCCAAAAUGAAAGCCCGGAAUGACGGCCGCAAGUUCGACCCUGAUUUGUUCGCCGGAGUGGAGGUCAAUCUACCGGCUGCAUUGCAGCGCGCCUCGCUUCUCAGCACACGCCGAUGUGUGAAGAAGGAGUUUCAGGCGGGUUGGCUGUUGCGCGCGAUUACGUGCAUCGAUUUGACCACGCUUUCGGGAGACGAUACUUACAGCAACGUGUACCGACUUUGCUCAAAGGCUGCUCACCCCCUGAGGGAAGACAUUCUAAAAGUUCUCGAUGUACCCAAGGAAGAUGUCACGACAGGAGCUGUUUGUGUCUACCCUGCGAGAGUAGCCGAUUGUGUGAAAGCAUUCCAGACCAUUCGACCACCCAAGAAGAUUCCAAUAGCUGCCGUGGCCACAGGGUUUCCCACUGGCCAGUAUGCCCUGCCAUCUAGACUGCAGGAAAUAGAGUACGCCGUUGAGUCUGGUGCCAGUGAAAUAGACAUUGUCAUCAACCGCACAGCCGCGUUGACAGGAGACUGGGAAACUGUUUACAAUGAAGUCCGUGCCAUGAAGAAAGCUUGUGGUGAGGCCCACCUCAAAACAAUUCUUGCCACUGGUGAGCUGGGAUCGCUCCGAAAUGUUUACGCUGCCAGCAUGGUCUGCAUGAUGGCUGGAGCCGAUUUUAUAAAGACUUCAACAGGAAAAGAAGGAGUCAAUGCCAUUCUGCCUGUUGGAAUCACCAUGGCAAGAGCAAUAUGGGAUUACUACACUGACACCAAAAUCAAGGUUGGUUUCAAGCCGGCAGGUGGAAUCAGAACAGCAAAAGAUGCACUGCUGUGGCAGUUUCUCAUGAAGGAGGAGCUGGGAGACGAUUGGCUCUUCCCGGACUUGUUCCGCAUUGGUGCAAGUGGACUGCUGGGUGACAUAGAACGCCAGCUAUUCCACUAUGCAACAAAGCGUUAUGCUUCACUCAGUGAAAUGCCCGCAUGUUAAGUUUUGCUUAGAAGACCUACAUUGGCGGCGUUUGCUUUAGAGUUUUCCUCGCAUGUGUAGUAUGCAAAAACUUAUAUGUGCCUUGCAUUCCUACUUGUUCAUAGGAUAUGGGGCGGCGUUCCCAUAGUGGAAAAGUUAUAUAGUGUAGUUUUCUGUGUACCAUUGAUGUCAAAAGAUUGUGGGACACGGGUUGCCAUGAGAAAGCUGAAUUACAGUUAAGUAUUCGCUCGCAGCCAGAAAAUCAGCAGAAAAUGGGAAUUCCAGGCUUGGGAAACAUUAAUUUCCUUUAAUUGUUUAGUUACUCGUCCCAUAAGUUUUUGACACUAACUGUAUAAAAUGUGGUGCAUUCUCAGUAUUGCAUUCAUGCAGUUUUCUACUAGCUGUUAUGUUGCAUAAAUGUGCAUUAUUUGUUUUAAGUUUCAUUUCAUAGUGAAUUCCCUAAAACUGCCGACUCAAAUCAAGUAUGGUCUACACUGACUUUGCUUGGUCUACAUGAAAAUUGGUGCUACUAAUAUAUUUAGCUAACGAGCCUGCACUUGUUCAAAUACCUGAAAUGUCAAUAAAAUAUUUUAGUUUUGUGAUGAA
Molecule: messenger RNA, 1714 nt
Organism: Dermacentor albipictus
Lineage: Eukaryota; Metazoa; Arthropoda; Arachnida; Ixodida; Ixodidae
Product: deoxyribose-phosphate aldolase-like
Biological process (GO): carbohydrate catabolic process; deoxyribonucleotide catabolic process
Cellular component (GO): cytoplasm
Molecular function (GO): deoxyribose-phosphate aldolase activity
Source: RefSeq, a predicted model, not a curated record